This is a messenger RNA of Homarus americanus (American lobster), 1726 nucleotides long. Its product is annotated as paired mesoderm homeobox protein 2-like. Gene Ontology annotation, molecular function: DNA-binding transcription factor activity, RNA polymerase II-specific; RNA polymerase II transcription regulatory region sequence-specific DNA binding. Gene Ontology annotation, biological process: regulation of transcription by RNA polymerase II. The transcript is spliced from 3 exons. Bases 1154 to 1726 code for a protein of 190 amino acids. Lineage: Eukaryota; Metazoa; Arthropoda; Malacostraca; Decapoda; Nephropidae. The record is from RefSeq and is a predicted model, not a curated record.
GUUGGGUAAGAGGCAAUGGAGUGUUGAAUACGGCUACUGUACCACGACACCAAGAGACUAAAGUGACUUACUGAAGAUAGUGCGUCCGAGAUACUACGACUGUGUAUAGAAAGUAAACACUACCAGCUCCCAAAGAACCUGGAGAAUCGCUGUCAGAAACACUACAAUUAUGACCACACUCCAGGACCACAGAGCAAGAGUGAGAGCUUCAAGAACGUCAGCACUGUGUGUCACCGUAAACUGGACCUUCUGAGCGCUGAAAUUAUUGUGUUGACUCGCUUAAGAACUCGAUAGCGACGGAGAGACGAAGAGGAAGCAAGUAAGUGUUGUCUCAAGUGCUGGAGGCUUUUAUGGGGGUCACCUGAGUACUGACUGUGAGAACAAUAGACGUCAAGUAUCACACCAACCAGAGUGACAACAACGGGAAGAAAAACAACAGUGUGACAACAACGGGAAGGAAAACAACAGUGUGACAACAACGGGAAGAAAGUGUAAACGGCCUUCUUCGGGUAUAGAUAUUAACUAGGACAAGUACCGCUUCUACGGCCAGGACAAGUACCGCUUCUACCACCAGUACCCAGACGUCUUCAGUACCAGUAAAAAAAAAAACAUAUCUACGAGUAUCCACUGCCGGUGGUUGACUUAUUGUUGCAUAUAUAUAAUUUAGUCACGUUUGUCGACUAACUAUCGCCAGAAAUACCAGUGAUAAAGUGAUAAGAGAAGCUGUACUCUCACACUAUCAGCGAUUAAGACCAUACGGUGAUAACUACUACUACUACUGGUGCUACUACUACUACUACCGAUACUACUACUACUAUUACUGCGUCGUUGAUACCAUCCAUCUUAUACGGUCAUUACUACCACAAUUACCAGCGCUACUAACCCUACCACUACCUGCAACCAUAUCACCACCUCUACCACAAUCUUCAACGUUACCGACGCCCAUCCCAUCACAACCACUACUACCACUACUUCCACCACCACUGCUACCACUAUUACUACCCCAACCGAAUCUACUACCACCACUACUCCCACCACCAGUAGUCCUCAACCCACGACGACCACAACUACUACCACCAGCAACAGUCCUCAGCCCACAACUACUACCACAACUACCACCCCUACCACCACCAUAUUCGGCGUGAGCAGUAGCAUGGCGGGCGGGUACCUCGGCGGAGCAGGGGGGUUGGGGGCGGGCCUCCCUCCCCUCCCUACCGAGAUCCUCAUGGACGAGUAUAUGUUCGGACGACGACGACAGCGUCGGAACAGGACGACCUUCACGGCCCAGCAGCUGAGUGAGUUGGAGGCGCUGUUUCAGAGGACACACUACCCAGACGUGUUCCUGAGGGAGGAGGUCGCCUGCAGGAUCAACCUAUCUGAGGCUCGAGUACAGGUGUGGUUCCAAAACAGGCGCGCAAAAUGGCGUAAACAGACAAGAAUGCAGUUUGUCCAGGAUGCUUGGCGGCUUCGUUACCUCGGCCUCUCCCCGCCGGCGUGGCUUACCCGUUCCCCGCCGCCGCCACCAGGUCCCGCCAGUCCCACGGCGGGGAGGGGUCAAGGGGCGCCUCUCCCUUCCCCACCCCUCGCUCUGCCGCCUAGCUCCGCCUCCGAAGCCCCAGUGGGCGGAGACAGAACGGUAAACUCCGCCCCUCGCUCCGCCUCCCCCGCCACUACCCCCCCUACUGAUCUGACGACUGCCGAUCGCUUGGCCGCUGCAACAAGGUGA